AUGUGGCGUCGUUAUUUAAUGUGGUUUGCGCACGAACAUGUCGAUUUUAGACAUGCUGAAAUGCAAAGUAUUCUUUCUAUGUUUGAUAUUCCAAUAAAGUUUAUUGAAAAACCGUCUGUCAAGAAACCAUACUGGAUCGUAGAAUUACCGUCGGAAGAUCAUGUAAAAAAAAUCGCCUCAAGAUCUGUUCUUGUUAAAAAUUGUAUUGAAUUAUGGUCCUAUGCAGAAUGUGAAGCUCAAUUACAUGACAAUUUAAAGAAUGCUAUCAAAAACACAUCAGGGCAAUGGGUAUCUCCACUUGCUUCUGAUGAUAAUGGUUUAACAUAUUCCCACAUCUGUCCAAGUGAACUAAUUGCAGCAUGUUGUGAUCCAAAGAAGUCAUUUAAAGUGGAUGUAGAAACCUUCUGUAAGCAUUUCUCUAUGAAAGAAAAGGUUGAUAAAAUUGAGAAUUUUAGUUAUCUUCCAUUUGAGGGGCCAGUGAAAUUAAAGAAUCCAGACAUAACAUUGUCUUACCUUGAAUUCUAUGGUGUUGAUCCAAACAAUGUACCUGAACAGCCUUAUGAGGUGUUUUUUGGAAGAUGGAUAGCUGAUGGCCAGCGUGACCUCAUCCAACGGCACUCGCUAAAACAACGCCAGUUUAUUGGCAACACAAGCAUGGAUGCGCAGCUUUCUUUGAUCAUGGCUAACCAGGCUCAGGUUCUACCAGGUGACAUACUGCUUGAUCCAUUUGUUGGGUCGGGGUCGUUGCUUGUCGCCGCGGGACACUUCGGCGCACAUGUGUGGGGUUCAGACAUCGACUUCAUGAUGCUGCAUGCCAGGUCACGUCCAACCCGAGUCGGACAAAAGGUGCGUAAAAAAGACGAGAACAUCAAGGGCAACAUGAAUCAGUACGGGAUCGAAUCCCGUUACUUGGACGUGGUGGUAAGCGACUUCUCGCUACCGAUGUGGAGAGACGACCUAAGAUUCGACGCCAUUGUUACAGAUCCGCCCUACGGAGUUCGCGAGCCAACGGAGAGAAUUGGAAUAGAAAGAAAAAAUUACACGCUUUCUGAUCAGCACCUGGUCAACCACAUUCCGUCUAAAGUGGAAUAUGGGCUGCCGCAUAUCUACAGCGACCUGCUGAACUUCGCUGCGAGACACCUGGAGAUGGGGAGGCGGCUUGUGUGCUGGUAUCCAUUAGUUAGGGAAGAAUACAAGGAAGACGAAUUACCGUCUCAUCCGUGUCUCCGCUUGGUUGCCAACUCGGAGCAAGUGCUGUCGAAGCUGACCGCGAGGCGGCUGCUCACUUACCAGAAAAUCCACGACGAAGUGCCCAACUUGCCCGUCGAUCCUAAUGCUAUGACCCAUAACUUCAGAGAAAAAUACUUCAGCAUGGGUGAAAUGACUCGGAAAGAGAGGAAAGAGAAACGGGCGGCAGAGAUGUCGGCCAAUGCUGUUGGGAAGGCACAAAAUAACGAGAGCAAGAAUCAUAGCUCAAAUAAAUUAGAAGGAGUCGGAGAUUGGUGUUCGGAAUAUGUUGAGCGUGAUGUGCUAGGUCUCCCAUAUAACGCAGUAGAAGGAGUCGGAGGUUGGUGUUCGGAAUAUGUUGAGCGUGAUGUGCUAGGUCUCUCAUAUAACGCAGUAGAAGGAGUCGGAGAUUGGUGUUCGGAAUAUGUUGAGCGUGAUGUGCUAGGUCUCUCAUAUAACGCAGUAGAAGGAGUCGGAGAUUGGUGUUCGGAAUAUGUUGAGCGUGAUGUACUAGGUCUCUCAUAUAACGCAGUAGAAGGAGUCGGAGAUUGGUGUUCCAAAUAUAUUGAGCGUGAUGUACUAGGUCUCCCAUAUAACGCAGUAGAAGGAGUCGGAGAUUGGUGUUCGGAAUAUGUUGAGCGUGAUGUGCUAGGUCUCUCAUAUAACGCAGUAGAAGGAGUAGGAGAUUGGUGUUCGGAAUAUGUUGAGCGUGAUGUACUAGGUCUCCCAUAUAACGCAGUAGGAGUCGGAGAUUGGUGUUCCAAAUAUGUUGAGCGUGAUGUACUAGGUCUCCCAUAUAACGCAGUAGAAGGAGCCGGAGAUUGGUGUUCGGAAUAUGUUGAGCGUGAUGUACUAGGUAGAAACAAAGCCUAUAAAUCUAAAUGGUUUGCUUAUGAAGCAUUCAGUUUUUUACAUGACAGGAAUAACCCUAUUGAUGCAGUGGAUUGUGGCUCACCCUCAGAGUUGGGUAAUACAGAACAAGCUAUUCCAGAACAGAGCAUUUCAGAACAAGGCAUUUCGGAACAAGGAACUUCAGAACAAGAAACUUCGGAACAAGGCACUCGAGACCAAGAUACAAAUACCAAGAAAUCAAAGUCAAGAAAAGAAAAGCCAGCCAAGAAGAGGAAAUACCAAGAGUCAGAGUAUAAUGCUGAAAAUCAAAUGAUAGAAGAAGCAUUAGAAGUAAUGCGAAAACAAAAUGACAGUAGAAGUAAUGAUCCUUACGUUGCUUUUGGUAUGCACAUAGCAGCCGAACUAAGAAAAUAUGAUGCCACAAUUUUAACCUUUUGA
Parnassius apollo (apollo) is the source of this 2517-nucleotide messenger RNA. NCBI's taxonomy places the organism in Eukaryota, Metazoa, Arthropoda, Insecta, Lepidoptera, Papilionidae. The record is from the annotation of a GenBank genome assembly.